AUGAUUCAGUUUUUAAUUGACAAAUUGAACAAUGAUGAAUUACCAAAAGAACUUUUGUCAAAGUCAAGUAUUUCAUUUUUGGAUUUGGGUACUGGUAAUGGACAUUUAUUAUUUCAAUUACUGGAAGACAUUGAUUAUGAGUAUGAAACUGGUGAAAAAACUUUUGAGUACACUGGUAUAGAUUAUUCUCCUGACUCUGUUGAAUUUUCCAAGGGAGUAGCAUCUAAGAGAUAUCCGGAUCUCGAAAUCAAUUUUCAACAAGUAGAUCUAUUGCAAAAGGAAUGUCCGUUUUUAAGCAACAAAUAUGAUAUAUUAUUAGACAAAGGAACUCUAGAUGCCAUUGCAUUAAAUCAAGAUCCAAUUGAAGAAUUUGACGGGAAAAUAGGCAUGGAUGUAUAUGCUAGCCAAAUAGAGCAAAUGAUGAGUCAAGGUUCUAUUUUAUUGAUAACAUCUUGUAAUUUCACUAAUGCUGAACUUCAAAAAAUCAUCACCUCAAAUACUGCGUUAAAAGUAUGGGAUCAAAUCAACUAUCCAAGUUUUGAAUUUGGUGGUGUCCAGGGAUCUACAGUUGUUAGUAUUGCAUUUAUUAAAAACUAG
Candida tropicalis MYA-3404 is the source of this 597-nucleotide messenger RNA. RefSeq lists its product as uncharacterized. The transcript has a single exon. Gene Ontology annotation, molecular function: protein-lysine N-methyltransferase activity. NCBI's taxonomy places the organism in Eukaryota, Fungi, Ascomycota, Pichiomycetes, Serinales, Debaryomycetaceae. The record is from RefSeq and is a predicted model, not a curated record. The coding region runs from base 1 to 597 and encodes 198 amino acids. Gene Ontology annotation, cellular component: cytoplasm. Gene Ontology annotation, biological process: peptidyl-lysine monomethylation; peptidyl-lysine dimethylation.